Symbiodinium sp. CCMP2456 is the source of this 435-nucleotide messenger RNA. The record is from the annotation of a GenBank genome assembly. Lineage: Eukaryota; Dinophyceae; Suessiales; Symbiodiniaceae.
AUGGCCAAGCUCUACAAAGAGACGGAUGCGCAGGUACAAGCAAUGGAGGCAGAAGUGGGUUCCGCCCAGGCUAGUGCAAAGUCCACCGAGACGGCCCGGAGAGGGGCCAGCGAAGCGCUGGAGAGUACCGAGGUUCAGACCAGUCACCUCGAGAGGAGGGUUGCGGAGUUGCAGGAGCAGCUUCAGCAGGUCAAGAAGGGUGGCAGUGAGCUGGAGGUGCUGGCCGCUCAGAACGAGACGCAGCUGAAGGGCCUCAAGCGUCUCGAAGAUGAGAAGGGCCAGCUCAACAAGCAGUUGGAGGCCGUGGCUGCUGACAUGAAAGCUGCUGAGGCUCGAUGUCAACAAGCCGAAGCGAAGGUGAAAGCAGCUGGCUCGGCCUCGAAGCGCCAGAGCGACUUCCUCCGCAAGCUUCGGGAUCAACUGAGCGGUCUGAAG